Messenger RNA from Penicillium waksmanii, 2481 nucleotides. Its product is annotated as ZZ type zinc finger domain protein. Lineage: Eukaryota; Fungi; Ascomycota; Eurotiomycetes; Eurotiales; Aspergillaceae. Gene Ontology annotation, molecular function: zinc ion binding. The coding region runs from base 1 to 2481 and encodes 826 amino acids. The transcript has 3 exons. The record is from RefSeq and is a predicted model, not a curated record.
AUGACCACCCCAGCACUGCCCUCUCAUCCCGGCCCCGAGCAUCUCGUUACUAUCAAGGUGCUCUUUAACGAUAGCAACCGUCGCUUCAAGCUUCCUCUGAAGGACUUGCGAGCACAGGUGCUGCCAGAGAAGCUUCGCACUCUCCUCGGUGUUCCAGCGGAUGUUAACGUCAUCCUCGAACGCUAUUCCGACAGCGCCGGCUCCUACAUGCGUCUCGACUGUGACAACUUCGCUGUCUACAAACAACUCUACAGAGCUGCCAAAGCCAAAUCAAAGCUUCGGAUCAAGGCUACCACCGUCGAUUCAUCAGCAUCGGCAUCGGCAUCGGCAUCGGCAUCGACUCAGCCUUCCACCGACGAGUCGUUCCCCACCCGACACAGCUAUCUUGAGACUGUUCUUAGUUCCCCAAUUCCUGUUGCUCAGCCUGAGACUCUCCCAACUACAUCCGAAACUACUCUCCAUUCAAACCUCACCGCCCCUUCCCUCACCCUAGCUUCUGAUCAGCCCCAUUACCGAGACUUCGAUAUGGAGCAGGACAAACUUCGUUUCCCGGUUAUCUCUCACAACUCUCCCAGUGGCAUGUUCUGCAUUGACUGCAACAACUGUGGUCGUUCCAUUGCAAAUGAACACUACCACUGCAGUAUUUGCGAGUACGGAGACUAUGAUCUGUGCCCCCAGUGUGUGGAUGCCGGUGCAUCCUGCCGCGGAGAAGGUCACUGGUUGAUCAAGAGGGUGGUCGAGGGCGGUCUCGUCACUAACAGCACCACCGAGAAAAUCCCCCCUCGCCAACAGUCUGCUCAAGAGAUCAAGUCUGUCGCGCCAGUCGCACCUCUCCCUACUACCAAGCUCGUCCCCGAGAUGGCGGGUCCUCCCAUCCCUAUCGUUGCCGCCCCCGCCCCUGCUGUCGCUUCUCCAAAGACUACUCGCUCUGAUCUCACUGCCGAAAGUGAGGAGAAGCCAAUUUGCAACGGAUGCUGCCGUGAAGCCGAUGAGACCAACCUGGUCCGUUGCCUGAACUGUGAAGACUAUGACUUGUGCCUUCGUUGUCUGUUGAGGAACAAGCAUGGUCACCAUCCCGCCCACACCUUCUCCUCUGGAACUGACCGCAAUUUCUGCCUCAAGAACCUGAUCAUGGCUCGCUGUCUUCCAGGUCGUCAGUUCAAGCAUGCAGCUAUCUGUGAUGGCUGUGACAAGCGCAUUGUUGGCACCCGACACAAGUGUCUGAGCUGCCCAGACUGGGACUACUGCAGUGCCUGUGCCUCUCGCUCCAAGGAGUCCCACCCUGGCCACCGAUUCGCUCCUAUUUAUGAAGCUAUCGGUGACCAGUCGGCGCAUGAGAUGGACAUUCACUAUGGCAUUUUCUGUGAUGGCCCCCUGUGCAAGAAUAAGCCUGCCCAAAGCUACAUCAAGGGUGUUCGCUACAAGUGUGCUGUCUGCGAUGACGUUGAUUUCUGCGCGAACUGCGAGGCCUUCCCAACCAAUGCUCACAAUCACACCCACCCCUUGGUCAAGUUCAGGACUCCCAUCCGCUCUGUCACUGUGAACACAGUUACGGAAGAUCUUCCUACUGGAAUCUUCCAUCUGGGUGACCAGGCUGAUCUUCCUUCUGAGACACCUACCAAGGUUGAAAAGCCAGUUGAGAUGUUCGCAAACAAAGUGGAGAAGACCGAGCCAGUAGAGAAGGCCGAGCCAGCUCCUGAGCCUCCUGCCAAUGAAGUUCCAGCCUACAAGGAGGCUUACGAGGAAGCUUCCGUGGACUCGGACAGUUACCAGGCCUACUUCCUUCGCGAUGCCAUCUCGGAUGGCACCAAGUUGCCUCCUGAUACCACUUUCCGUCAGACAUGGACUCUUUACAACCCGGGACCUAAUUCCUGGCCAGUCGGUUGUGACAUCCGCUUUGUCGGUGGAGAUACCAUGUUCGAUGUCGAUGCAAGCCACCCGUCCAGCAUCGAUGCGAUCCGCUCUGCGAUGGAAAGCAACAAGCUGACCGCUCCUCUGGAGCCUGGCUCGAGCGCUGACUUCAGUGUGACCCUCCGAACUCCCCAACGCGAGGGUGCUGCUAUUUCUUACUGGCGACUGAAGUUGCCUAACGGUAUGGCGAUCGGUCACCGACUGUGGUGUGACAUUCAGGUGCAGGCAACUCGCGUCUCCGCAGUUACCCCAGAGUCUGAUGAGCAGGAAAAGUCUAUCGAGUCUGAGACCGAGUCGUCUGCAUCCGCUAACACCGAGCUGACCAGCAGUGGCAUGGUCUUCCCCAAGUUGGAGAAAGAGUCACCCGAGGCUAGCACCCAUGAGGCCAUGGCCUCCACUCACAAUGCUCCGACUCUGUCAACCGCCUCUGAGGGUGAUGCCCUUGAGGAUUUGGAGAGCUUGACCCUGGAGGAUGCCUCUACUGACGCAGGCUUCCUCACCGAUGAGGAGUAUGACGUUCUAGAUGCUAGUGACCAAGAGUUCCUUGAGGCCAAACAGUCGAUUCACUAG